AUGUCGAGCGCUGCAGUCACGCCUUCCAUGCGGGCGGUCGGAUGGAAUGUACAUUUCACUGCAGGACACGAAGACGACCCAGGUGCUUUCGCUGGGAUUUAUCAAGUCCCAGGGAGCGAUUUGGUGACCUUUCGCCAAGUUUGCGACGAGCUGCGCCUCUGCUUCAAGUUACCGAACGAUCCACGCAACGAGAGUCACGAAGUCGAUCUCGACCCAUGGUCCAACGUUGCUUUCGCUCUUGUCGACCAAACGGAUUGGUCAAGGUCGUCAAUGCCCUUGCAGUCAUUUGUGACGCAGUACGACCUGGAUCAAUCCGUACCGAGUCUUUCGCCAUUGCGCCCGAAGGAACAGAAUGUCCUGAGAUACCAUCUUGUCUACCACAGGAGCUGCAAUCUGCCUUCCAGUUCCUCACUAGAAACUCAUCUACAAGCCCGCUCUCAAUCCCCUUCCAAACGAUCCGUUUCUGGCUCUAACUCGCCGAGUCGUGAUGACUUAGCGGACGCUAAUGAUGAUCUUCACGAUAUGCUUGUUCCUGCUAGCAUGAAGAUAGACUUUGAGGCGGCGAAAAAGGUCAUGAGUGAAUUCAAGGCCUCGUGUCUCAAUAGAGGAACUUCUUGUGCCGUCUCCGGCAAAGGAGAGACCUGGUGUCCAGGCCAGUCUAUAGGCCCCGGUGUCCAGGCCUGCCAUAUUGUCCCUCAGCAGCAUUACCACCUUUAUCCAAGGCAAUAUGCUGAUGACAAUAGCUUUGGAGAAGAUGUUUCGUAUCGACUUCAACAAGCCUGGCAGCGUACUUGGAGUUCCAGGAAUGGCAUACUGAUGAUGAAGCAUCUUCACGAGUUUUUCGACGCACGACUCUUCUCUAUCCACCCAGAUACGCUUCGUGUUCGAGUGUAUGUGCCUUAUGACGACCUGAUGGAGUUCAACGGUCGGACAGCAUCGGUGCCGGCGUCCAUUGAUCGCAAGGCCCUCCGGCAUCAUUGCGAGAUGUGCUGCAUUGAGAAUAUGGCAGCUGAGAGACCGAUUUCACAUGUUGCAUCACCGAGCACAAGCAGAUUGGGCACAUCAGGGACGGGCACGCCGCUCCGUGCGAGAACAGAGCUACCCGCGACGCCAGGCUCCAGAACCGCGCCUUCGGAGACCAUCGGUGGCAAGACAGGCGACCCAUCUAAGAGACCGCGAUCGACCUAUCCUGACAGAAGUCUGCCAAGAGACGCUCUUGAAUGGGGCGCAUUUGCUGACCAAGCGGAAGCCGCCGAGAGAGGGCGGAAACGUAGGCGACCGGAAGACUGCUUGGUCGAUGAGGCCUGCUCACAGAGUGAUUGGAUCGUUCCGGAGGGACGUCAUAUUGAAACUAUGCCAAUCGAUGAUGCCAAUCUAUAG
Molecule: messenger RNA, 1380 nt
Organism: Verticillium dahliae VdLs.17
Lineage: Eukaryota; Fungi; Ascomycota; Sordariomycetes; Glomerellales; Plectosphaerellaceae
Exons: 2
Coding region: 1-1380 (459 amino acids)
Source: RefSeq, a predicted model, not a curated record